Plasmodium vinckei vinckei is the source of this 420-nucleotide messenger RNA. Its product is annotated as ubiquitin-conjugating enzyme E2, putative. Lineage: Eukaryota; Apicomplexa; Aconoidasida; Haemosporida; Plasmodiidae. Bases 1 to 420 code for a protein of 139 amino acids. The record is from RefSeq and is a predicted model, not a curated record. The transcript is spliced from 3 exons.
AUGGGAGAGGUAAUUGUACCAAGAAGUUUUAGAUUACUUGAUGAGUUGGAAAGAGGACAGAAAGGGAAUGUUAGUGAAGGUGUAUCUUUUGGAUUAGAAAGUGCAGAUGACAUUACUUUAUCAAAUUGGUCAUGCACUAUAUUUGGACAACCAGGAACUGUUUUUGAAAACCGUAUUUAUUCACUAAAUGUUUUUUGUGGGGAUAGUUAUCCCGAUGUUCCUCCAACUGUUAAAUUUGACACCAAAAUAGAAAUGACCUGUGUAGAUGGAUCUGGAAAUGUCAUGAAGAGCCACCUCCACAUUUUAAAAAACUGGAACCGAAAUUACACAAUCGAAACAAUAUUAAUUGCAUUAAGACAGGAAAUGCUUUCAAGCGCUAACAAGCGUUUACCUCAACCAAAUGAAGGAGAAUCAUAUUAA